CGGACAGUAUUGAAUGGGGUCUGGUUGACGUGCGUGGGACUGGCCUGUGUGUUUUAGCACGAGGAAACCGUUACCCCUCAUACCUGCGUCCCCUCUCUCCUGGACAUUUCCGGGGAAGAAAUCUCUUCUGUCAGUGUGUUUUUACACACACAUACAUACACACGCACACACACGGAUUUUCGUACACGGACUUUCAAAUUAGUAGCCCGAGUGUUGUUAAUGUUUUUUCUGUCGGUUGUCGUCGGUACGCGACUUGGUUUGGUUGUUUUAUUUUUCUUCUAAAAUUAGAACAAUUGAAUACAACGUAUGAAUCAGUGUUACUUUGUAGUUUUCUUGAACAAAAACUACACGCGGACUCUCAAUUUAGAACAGGUGUUAUCAAUUGUUAUUUCUUCGAUUUUCACACACAAGUUGCUAAACAAUAACGAGUGUUUUACUGGAAUAGUAUUCUGAGUGUGUUUCAAGAGGUUGCCCCAGUAGGAGUGAUAUUAUAUUAGGCCUUAGUAUUGCUCUAUACGUUUAUGCCGCGCAAAGUUCACGACAGACAACGUGUGAUAAUUGUUAAAUUAAUCAAACACGCAAGACUUGAGACCCACGAUUCAGAUGUGAUUGCAGUCGUUGUUAGGGUUAAUGUGUUUUUGAUUGACUUCUUAUGUUGUCAGUCCCGAGCCCAAACUCUCUCAAGAAGGCCCAGUGUUCAGUUGACGGGCGACUAUCGGGAAUACUGUAAUUUUCCUUGAAUGCUUAUGAAUAAGGAUCCGAAAAGUUCUGCGUAGCAACGUGAGGAUUUCAAGAAAAGAGCGCACCAUCAGCACUGCUCCUGUUGGAUAACUUUGUUCUGUGUCACUGCAGUGGAAUUCAUAUUUUACUCGUUUCUCUACACACUCUUUUUGUGGACUUAACAAUGGAAUAAUUCUAAAUGGUCGCAUCUAUCCACCCCAGCCUUGAAUGGAGACUUUACUAUCUUCUUGUGACAUUUUCUAAACUCAGGAAUCAGCCUUAAUUACACGAGUGAGCGACGCGGGAGGCAGGCGAGGUCAGAGGUCAAUGACCAGUGUCAGGGAGCGUUUGACACCAGCUCAACCUCUGCGGUGUCAAGGGACAGUCGAGGACGGCACUUCCGCCCACUCCGCAAGGAGAUAAGAAAGAAGGCAGGAAGGAGGGAAGGAAAAGAGAAAAAAAGGCGGGUCUAAAGAAAAUUACGAAGGAAGACGGUAGAGUGAUACGUAUUGUGGAAAAAGAUGGGCGAGCAUUUGAAGAAGCGGACAUAAUUCACUGUGUGCGUGUUGUGACGGACGAAGGGACGAGAGGGUAAAAAGGAGAAAGAUAUUGGUCAUUUGAGGAAACGGAAGAAAGGAAGUAGGCCUGGAGAGCAGAGGAGAAGGGAAAGAAAGUGAAAGAAGAAGGAAAGCUAUUUUCUGGAUCUCCAGUGAGGGAGGUGCUGUUUAGGAUACCCUUGAGAGGGGACGUGUCACACAACUGCCUGGGUCGUCCGCGGAGGGCCGAGAUAACUAACUAGAUACUGUUAUAGGUGAUGAGCUGUCUCCUGUAGACCACGCCCCCCUGCAGUGAAGAACGCUCAAAGUAACCACCAUGGAUUUAGAACUUAACGACGAUCUCAGCUUUUCUUCCUCCAUGUGGGAGGAGACAGAAGCCGCCGCAGAGUUCGGCAUCCGGAAACGUGGAGGUACCGGUGGUAAGCGAGACAACCCUGGCUCUCCUUCGGACUCAAGCAGUUCCAAUAUGGACGAACCCUCAGAGAAAAAGCCACGUGGAGGCAAAAAGUCCACACGCCGACGGAAAGGUGUGAGUGCAAAAGAACGUAAUCUCCGUCGUUUAGAAAGCAAUGAAAGGGAACGCAUGAGGAUGCAUUCUCUCAAUGACGCCUUCCAGGGACUGCGAGAGGUGAUACCACACGUGAAUCUGGAUCGAAAACUCUCAAAAAUUGAGACUCUAACGCUGGCGAAAAACUACAUCAAAGCUCUGUCCAACGUCAUAUGCAACAUGCGUGGUGAGACUCCGCCUUACAAAUUUGAAGACGCUCCGCCUUCGAACGAUGGCGAGGAGUGGGACGAGGAAGAUAACGAAGGGAGCGAGAUCAAUGUUGAGAGUUUACGUCAAUCAUCCCACAGCAGCAGCGGUAGCAGCUUGUUAGACUCAUGCUAGCCUAGUGAUUCCUCCCUCUGCCCUCAUCACCCCUUCUUCCCAAGUCAUGUGGCCCAACGUCACUUGAUCCACUCUACGCAGGCGCAUUGCUUCGUUUCCGCUUUGGUUUGUUUUGUUUUAUUUUAUUCCUUCCGGGUUCCUUUUAUUCAAAUUUAUCCGGAAACGUGUAGACCUAUUACAGGGUGACGAUGAUUAUGUUGGGUAAUCCUGACUUCCGCUCUGCGGAUUUGCUUAAGAGUCAUCGUGAAACCAAAGCAACUGUGACCUUGACAUAUUGUGAGCCUGUGCCUAUUUCUGACUGCGCGGUCAAACACACUGGAGAGGCUGUGAGUUCGACUUUUGCACUCUGUGUAUCAACUUGUGUGUCUCUGAGGAAGCACACGUAACAUGAAAUGUACUUUCACGCAAUCUGUGCUUCAUGAACAGUUAGAUACAAACGCAAACACCGCCUUUUUAUACCCAUGUGCGCACACACAAGCACUUACAUACGUUUACAUACAUACACAGACAAAUACACACAAAUAAGUACAAACUCACAGACACAUACAUGCACGUGUUCGUGGGCGCAUACUUCCUUUAAAAAAUCGACAAAACAAUGCGUUUAAAACAUUGUUAGGGUGUUCUGUUCACCCUUAUUUGCAGAACAAACACAUGGACAAAAGUGUUUUAAAAACAAUAGACCUAAUAUUAAAACAAACACACACACACACACACACACACACA
Messenger RNA from Aplysia californica (California sea hare), 2889 nucleotides. Its product is annotated as protein dimmed. The record is from RefSeq and is a predicted model, not a curated record. Gene Ontology annotation, molecular function: protein dimerization activity. The coding region runs from base 1594 to 2166 and encodes 190 amino acids. NCBI's taxonomy places the organism in Eukaryota, Metazoa, Mollusca, Gastropoda, Aplysiida, Aplysiidae. The transcript has 5 exons.